AUGGCCAAGCCUUGCCACUACGGCCAGACGAGAGUCAUGGGACUUGGACAGCUCUACCCGGCGCAUGUCGGUCUUCCAGGCAACGAAAUAGUGGAUCAAGCAGCCAAAGAAGCCGCCGGCUUCAGCCCUAUCGCGGACGCUUGCGCCGCACCACCGCCGGAGCCGGAGCACUUACGGACACUCAUAGCAACCACGAAAACCAUCAAUCGACGGGCAUCGAACGACUAG
Messenger RNA from Colletotrichum higginsianum IMI 349063, 228 nucleotides. RefSeq lists its product as uncharacterized. The record is from RefSeq and is a predicted model, not a curated record. Bases 1 to 228 code for a protein of 75 amino acids. NCBI's taxonomy places the organism in Eukaryota, Fungi, Ascomycota, Sordariomycetes, Glomerellales, Glomerellaceae. The transcript has a single exon.